Molecule: messenger RNA, 1128 nt
Organism: Cladophialophora yegresii CBS 114405
Lineage: Eukaryota; Fungi; Ascomycota; Eurotiomycetes; Chaetothyriales; Herpotrichiellaceae
Exons: 1
Coding region: 1-1128 (375 amino acids)
Source: RefSeq, a predicted model, not a curated record
AUGAAUAAGCUCACACCCUCGGUUGCCGAGGGGUUCUCCCUGAUCAGUAUGGCACCCAACUCGACGAGCGCAUCCUUUGUUGAUUUUGAUCAUUCAAUCCUCACGGCCUGGGGUACGUCCGCCGCCCAGUUACUCACCUGGAGCCAUGCCUGGAAGCUCUUUCUGCUGGUCGUGGUGCUUCUCAACCUCAAAGCUUUCCCGCUUGUCUAUCACCUCCGCAUCCUCAAUGGUGUCCGGUUUGUGCUCCGGUCUCAACGCCACAAACCAGAUAUCCAGCCGGACCAGCUCUUUCAGCCGCUGGUCAUGUCUUCUAGGGCUUGUCAGAUGGAGGUCGACGCGCUCGGCCACAAGUCCAACAGCACAUACUUCACCGACGUCGACGUCGCCCGUGCUCACCUCAUCAGUACCGUGUUUGGCAAAGGCAUCGAUCGCAUUCGAGGAGACACCAGCCCGAACCUCCUGACCAAAAGACCUCGAAGUAACUUCACCGUCGCACUGGGCGCCGUCAGCUGCACCUUCAGGAGGGAAAUCAUGCCCUACGAGAAAUACGACAUGUGGACCCGGGUCCUCAGCUGGGACGAGAAGUGGUUGUACGUGGUCACCCAUUUUGUCAGCAAGGGCGCCCAGAUCGAGCCAAAAUCAAUCUCCUUGUACCCACGGCAGCAGCAAAAGUUACCGCAAGACGGCCACCACAACGUUAACGACGAUCCAUUCUACGCCCAGCAGCCCUACUCGCCGGAAAAGCAACUCAGAUCCGCCAAAUCUCCGGUCGUGGCUUCGGCAUUGAGCAAGGUCGUGUUCAAAAACGGACGCAUCACCAUUCCGCCGCACGAGAUGCUAAAGGCGUGUGAUCUCUUACCGGUGAUCGGCCCGGCAGAUGGCGGCGAUGAAAAGCAGCAAAGCCAGAGUGGCGGCAGCAGCUCCGAAACAGCUAGGCUCGCCGAAGCCAUUGAAGCCGAGCGGCAGCAGGGACUGCGGCAGGCGGCGCUGCUUGCAGGUCAGAUAGAGCUGGAUCAGGAGUUUCACAGCGACGUGGCCCUGGGAAGGCACUAUGAUGGUCUGGGCAUUGAGGGCGUCGUAGCCACUCUGGCCCAGCUAUUCAAGCUCUCUUCGUACCAGCUCAUUUGA